Meleagris gallopavo (turkey) is the source of this 653-nucleotide messenger RNA. The record is from RefSeq and is a predicted model, not a curated record. Lineage: Eukaryota; Metazoa; Chordata; Aves; Galliformes; Phasianidae.
AUUCAUAUUUAUUUGUUUUUACAGUGGCCUUAAACUUCCAGACGCCAGGAAUACCAAUGGAACUACAAAAUGGGAAAUUCUUAGACAAUGGUGGCUGUGGAUACAUUCUGAAACCAGAAUUCCUGAGAAAUCGCAAUUCGACAUUCAACCCACACAACGUGGGAAGAUAUAGUAAACCAAUAUCUCUGUCAAUAAGGCUCAUCAGUGGUCAUCAGUUACCACCCAGUAACCUGUCGAAGAGUAACAAAGCUGACCCUUUAGUGCAGAUAGAAAUUUAUGGUGUGCCAGAAGAUCAAGCAAAAAGAAAAUCUAGUGUCAUAAAAAGCAAUGCAUUGAGUCCUAGAUGGGAUGAAACUUUCUCUUUUACCGUCCAAGUUCCAGAACUAGCACUGAUACGCUUCUGUGUACAAGAUGAGAUCUCUCUGGUUGCAAAUGAUUUCCUUGGUCAAUACACUUUACCACUGCUGAGUCUGAGUAAAGGUAACAUCUUUUUAAGUUACUGCACUGUUCCCCUGUUUUCCAAACGUGGUGGCAAACUUGAACCUGCAUCUCUGUUUGUGUAUGUCUGGUACUACUAAUAAUGCUCUGCAAUAGUUGUCAUUCUGGUGACUCACACCCCACUCAAUAAAACAACAUCACUUGGCUUGCAACAA